ACCUAAUUUACGAAUUUGUUUAUAAGUUAUCUUAAAAUGAAAAUUUUAUCAAAAAUUUCUUUCAUUUUCCUAAUCGGAUUAAUUUGUUUAACACAAUUAACUUUAUCACAAAAAUGUCUAGAAUAUUUAAGACCAGUUUAUCGAUAUGAAACUAAAGUUAUUGAUUGUCCAAUGGUAUCAACCAAUGAUAAACGACAAUCAAUUCCAACGUCGAAUGACUUAAUGUUUAUUAUAAAUUUUAAAUGUUUAACUAAUGAUAAGAUAACGUGUGGUAAAGUUGAAAAUGUAUUAAUUACAGCAGGAAAAUUUAUAACAGCAACAUUAAACCUGAAAACAGCUAUAACUGUUGAUGCCCAAUUUUUAAAUUAUUGCUUAACAUAUGGAGAUUGUGAUCAAGAAAAAGUGAUAUUAGGAUCAACAAGGCCAGCAAGGAUGAUUCCAAUUCAAGAUACGGAUGGUAAAGUAAGAUUAUAUCCACAAGCAUUAUUGAAACAAUUAGAAUUACCAGAACAUCCACAAUAUGGUCCAAGUGAUAUUAUAACAUCAUUCAAUUCAGAUACGAAUUUUUGGUUUGAAGGGGAUCCAUUAUAUACAUUAAAAGACAAUUCUGAUAUGUUAUAUGUUGUAGUUCAUGAAUUGAUUCAUGGUUUAGGAUUUACAACUGCAUGGAGGGAUUAUUUUAAUAUACAAGCAAUAACACCUGUUCCCGGGUAUUUUUCAACUGAUACUAAAGGACAAUUUUUUGAAUUUGGAUUUGAUAAAAAUUUAGUAUUAUUACCGAGCGGAAAAUCACUUACAUCUAUCGCAGACGAAUUAAAUAAAUUUCCGAUUAAAUUAGAUAUUACUAAUAAUGAAUUCAUUAGUUCAUUUUUGAAAUCACCACAAUUUCCUAUAGCAAAAAAUUUAUAUAAAAAUGCUGUUACGCAUGGUACAAUUGGUUUUUUAAUUACACCAAAUUUACAACCUAAUACUCCAAUAACUCAAGACGAUGUCAUUUUAUUAGAAACUAGUUUAAAUCCUUUUCUACGUGGUUCAAGUCUUGCACAUGUUGAUGCUCAAACUUAUUUUGAUAGUAGUGAUUUUUUGAUGAUGUAUAGUUACCCAAAAAUAUCUCUUGGACAAAUGAUGUUUAAUGUAGGCAGCACUAAUACUACUGGUCCAAUUGGCCCUAAAUUAAGGCUUCUUUUGGGAACUUUAGGUUAUGAAGUUAAAAAAGAUUAUAUUCCUCCAGUUAAAUUAUCUAACUUACAAUCUAACAAUGAGAUCCAGGCUUCCAAAACAUCUAUUCCUUCUAAUACAAUUAAACCUCAGCCAUCUGCUGAUACUAAUAAUAUUGAAAAGAACGAUUCUUCUCUCGUUAAUUUCAAUUUUUUAUUAUCAAUAAUUUGUAUAUUAUUAUCUUUUACGUAUAGUAUUUAUUCAAAAUAUUAGACAUAUUUAAUUUGAGAAAUAAUUGGUAAUUAGGUUGUGUAUAUUUGAGGUUAAUAUCAUAUAUAUUAAGAUAUUCCUUUGUCUUUAUAGUCUUUAU
This is a messenger RNA of Rhizophagus irregularis DAOM 181602=DAOM 197198, 1528 nucleotides long. RefSeq lists its product as uncharacterized. NCBI's taxonomy places the organism in Eukaryota, Fungi, Glomeromycota, Glomeromycetes, Glomerales, Glomeraceae. The record is from RefSeq and is a predicted model, not a curated record.